AUGACGCAGGCCACCAAACCCCAAGAUCCUGAACCAAAGCAGAAACCAACACCCAGUCGUCGCUGGGUGAACUCGCCAAACUGGCGAGUAAAGCGCCUGGAAAAUCCAGGACCAGACACUGUCGAUGAUGGACCUACGGAGCGAGAGCCGGAUUUCAAUCGCGGCCCAAUGACGCACCGGGGAAACCAUUCCCAAAAUCGGAACUGGAACAAUAACAAUAAUCGGACUCAUAAUCAUAAUAAUAGCAUCAAUAAUGGCCGUGAAGGGUCAAAGCCGUCCACACCUGUCAAGUCUCCUCGUAGAGACCAUGGCAAUACCGAUUCCCCAACCAUGAACUCCUUUUCCGAGGGCAGGAGACUGUAUGUAGGCAAUAUGCCGUACAUGGCGAAGAAGAAAGAUGUAGAAGCUCUUUUCACUGAAGGCGAGACGGUUUACAAUGUCGAGCGCGUCGACAUAUCAAUCGAUCCCUUCACCGGGCGAAACCCUUCAUACUGCUUCGUGGAGCUGGAAUCAAAGGCGCAAGCUGACUUAGCUAUGGCGGAACUGAACGGGAAAGACAUGCUGGGCCGCCCUGUGACAAUCAAGCCAGGUAUCCCGAAGUCGUCCAAGGAGCCACUUUUUGGACGAAGGGACCAGACCAAGAUGACCCCAGAGAAGCAGCCGCCCAGAUUCGCCUUUGAACGGUGGGAGCGGUCCGAUGCCGCAAGCCACUGGUAUGAUUAUAGCGCGCAGGGUCGCCGGCUGUUCGUUGGCGGCCUGCCCAGAAUGCCUGACCAGCCGACGGCCGAUUAUGAGAUACGGAAAUUGUUUUACGGGUUCAAUGUCGAGGCAAUCAGCAAAGUCAUCUCCCCGCACCCCUCCAAACGCUCCCAGCCAGGAAACCAUUACUACCUCUUCGUCGACCUCGCCUCCUCCAACGAAGCCGAGCGUGCUAUCGACGCCCUUAGCGGCGUCAGCGCCGUCUGGGGUAGCCGCGUCCACAUCCACAAGGCCCGCGGUAACUCGCACAAACCCGCUGAGCGGGACCGCUGGGAGGAGAAGCGCAGGAAGGGGGAUCAGCGGGAGGCGGAUGGAGAUGGCAAUGGCGAGGACAGUGGUGAUGGGGGAGACGUCCAUGGCACUGGCAAUGGCGAUGGUGCUGCUGAAUCUGCGCCCCAACCAACGCGGUCACGGUGGGGUCCCCCCGCUGGGUUUGAAGAUGAGGCUGCGGUGUCUGCGACUCGGAUUGCGCGUGCGGAGUCACCUCCAUAG
Molecule: messenger RNA, 1251 nt
Organism: Histoplasma capsulatum G186AR
Lineage: Eukaryota; Fungi; Ascomycota; Eurotiomycetes; Onygenales; Ajellomycetaceae
Exons: 3
Coding region: 1-1251 (416 amino acids)
Molecular function (GO): RNA binding
Source: RefSeq, a predicted model, not a curated record